AAUGUGGUCAGUGACGUUUCUAACGAAUAUUUCGCUAUAUACUCCGGUACAGUAGGUGGCUGUAUGCAAUUUUCAUGGUAGUAUGCCAGUUUAAAAAAAAUGGAGUCGAGAAAAGAGAUGCAGACGCAGAAGAAUAUUCGCUUCGGAGUUAUAGGAAUGCUACACAGACUUAUCCUUUCUGUUUGUUAAUCUAACAUGGAACCUUUUUUAUUGAAAUGAUGCCUUUCUCGGUUCCUUAACAAGUUAAACUCAUCGUUGGAUGCUAUUAACGUCUGUUACCAUGUUGCCUUCAAAAACAACAAAUAUACACAGACUGCUGCAAUUGAAGCACUUAAGUAGAUGGCUUGUAUCAGGAAAGAGCUACUCGCGACUGGUUUUGGGUAUUGAGACAAGCUGUGAUGACACUGGGGCGGCUGUUCUAGAUGAGGCUGGGACUGUACUGGGGGAGUCUCUCCACUCACAGAAAGAGGUGCAUCUGAGGGCAGGCGGUAUAAUUCCCACUGUGGCACAAAAGCUUCAUAGGGAACACAUUGAGCUUGUAGUCAAUGAGGCUUUGGAGAGGAGCGGUGUGGACCCAAGCCAGCUGACAGCUGUGGCCACCACAGUGAAGCCAGGUAUGGCACUGAGCUUGGGCAUUGGUCUUGAGUUCAGCCAGAGGUUUGUGAGGCAGAACAACAAGCCCUUCAUCCCCAUCCAUCACAUGGAAGCCCAUGCCCUGACUGUCCGGAUGUUUGAGCCCGUUUCUUUCCCCUUCCUGGUAUUGCUCAUUUCUGGUGGCCAUUCCCUUCUUGCGGUAGCUCGCGGGGUAGACGACUUCCUUCUUCUGGGUCACACUCUGGAUGAAGCUCCUGGAGAUUCACUAGAUAAAGUAGCAAGACGUUUGUCACUCAUAAGACACCCACAGUGCUCCACACUGAGUGGAGGACAAGCAAUAGAACUCCUGGCUAAGGAUGGUGACAGGACAAGGUUUUCUUUUAGGACACCUAUGGGACAAAGUUAUGACUGUUGCUUUUCUUUUGCUGGCCUUCGAAAUCAAAUUAACAUGACGAUAAUGAAAAAAGAAGCAGAGGAAGGUAUCGAAUGUGGAACUCUGCUGUCAUGUGUGAAUGAUAUAGCAGCUGCGACACAGCACACAGUUGCCUGUCAUCUUGCAAAGCGCACACACCGGGCCAUCUUGUUUUGUAAGGCCAAUGGACUGCUGCCGUCACUCUGUCCCACGUUGGUACUGUCCGGAGGAGUUGCAAGCAAUCAGUACAUUCGCAAGGCACUGCGCAUCAUCACUGAUUCAACGGGCCUUUGUCUGCUCUGCCCUCCUGCCAAAUUCUGCACUGACAAUGGAGUGAUGAUUGCAUGGAACGGUGUCGAGAGACUCAGGGAAGGAACAGGGAUACUGCCUCCGAAUGCAGACAUAAGCUAUGAGCCAAAGGCACAACUGGGUGUUGACCUCACAGCAGCAGUGAAGGCAGCAGCUAUUAGGUUACCAUCAGUCAGGAUGAAAAUAUAAACAUUGUCAGAAUCAGUAGUACAUUACACACAUUGGGCAUGAAACUGUAUAAAAGAAAAUGACACGUGAUAUUUUUAUGAUGUUUUAAUGCAUUGUUGUUCUCUGUAACGGUUUCUUUUUGUCUGCCAUAUUGUCCGAUAUCAAAUCCUUCAAUAUAAACACCGCUUAUCCUGCACAGGGUCGCAGGUGCUGAUCUUAGGUGAGAGGUAGGGUUGCCAGUUAGUCAUAGGCUACGUAAGAGACAGAACCAUUCACACACUUAUUCACACCAUAAGUGGGAACUGGCUGCAAAGAAGUCAGUGUGAGUGAAAAUAUACUGUAACGUGUACACCAAGUAUUCAAACCACACUACACUGCUGGCAUCCAUCAGCCUCGGAAGACUAUGGUAGUUGCACCGUGGAUUAGUCUGUGGUAAGGUUGCAAACCCUACUGUCCAAUCCUGGCAUUUAAUUACAGUGUAUUUAAACAUACUGACUUAAAAAUGAGAAAUAGCAACUACUACACAAACUACAGCUCAUCAUGUUGAUAAAUGUUGUACUCCUUUGCACUGAUAAGCCCAUCUUUGUCGCUGUCACUCUUGUGGAAAAUGUCAUUUAAGAUCUUCUCAUAGAAGGGGUCAUCUCGUGGAGUCCCAUCUUUUUCAAAUUGAAGUUUCAAGUAAUCUUUUACCUGCAAACAGACGAUGUGUUAAUUAAUUAUAAUUCUACAACCACAAUAUUACAUUGCAAACACUGCAAAUGAAUACAGUUAUUUUUCUAAAUAUGCCUCUUGUAUUUAGCCCGUGUGUGAAUAUGUACAUAUUGUUGUGACCAGUGACUGUAUUUCUUGGAAAACACAGCUAAUGGAUUUUG
Messenger RNA from Dunckerocampus dactyliophorus (ringed pipefish), 2355 nucleotides. It is a transcript of the gene osgepl1, whose product is annotated as O-sialoglycoprotein endopeptidase-like 1. Gene Ontology annotation, cellular component: mitochondrion. Bases 260 to 1504 code for a protein of 414 amino acids. The transcript is spliced from 7 exons. Lineage: Eukaryota; Metazoa; Chordata; Actinopteri; Syngnathiformes; Syngnathidae. The record is from RefSeq and is a predicted model, not a curated record. Gene Ontology annotation, biological process: tRNA threonylcarbamoyladenosine modification.